GGAUUGAGUUUUGACAAUACUGAUACCUGCUAUUGUUCAGGAGAUGUUUGCACAAUGUCACCAGAAGCAACGCACUCUCGGGGUGUAAAGGAUUUUAGUACCUGUAGCUUGGAUGAGUUUAAAUAUUUUGCUUCAAAUUCUAGUCUUGACUGUCUUCGUAACAGCCUUCCUAUUAAGCCAGUUUACAAAAAAAAAGAGUAUAUUUGUGGCAAUGGAAUAUUGGAAAAAGGUGAACAAUGUGAUUGUGGCCUUGCAAAGGAAUGUACACAUAAAAAAUGUUGUGAUGCUACAUUAUGUCGAUUCAAAGGUAGGAUAGUCUGUGGUUCCGGGGAAUGCUGCACACAAGACUGCAAGCUAAAACCAGGUGGUGAAAUUUGUAGGAAACGAUAUGAUGAUGAUUGUGAUUUCCUUGAGUAUUGCAAUGGGAUUGACCCACAUUGUGUGCCUGACACUUUUAAACGUGAUGGGGAAUAUUGUAAUGGAAAUGAAUCCUUCUGUUAUAAAGGGCAAUGUCGGGUGUUUGAUAAACAGUGUAGAGAUUUAAUUGGAGGAGCUGCUAGAGGUGCUCAAUUUGCUUGUUAUGAUGAGAUAAAUUCAAGAGGAGAUAGAUAUGGAAACUGUGGAAAAUUUUAUUGUUCUUUUCCUAAUCUCAUGUGUGGAAAAUUAGUUUGUGCCUGGCCACAUAAAGCAAUAGUAUCAAAAGAAAAUUUAUCUGUGAUUUACACACACAUACGAGAUGAAAUAUGUGUGUCUACAUUUCUAAAAUCGGACAGGAUACCUGCCAAUGACAAAACAACAGUAAAUACACCUCAAGAUAGAGAUAAAACAUUUACAGCAGAUGGCUCUUCGUGUGGUCCUGAUAUGUAUUGUAUCAACUUUACCUGUAGAGAGAUUAGACACAUGGUUGAUUAUUCUGCAUGCAACAAUACUAGAGACUGUAAUGACAGGGGAAUUUGCAACAAUUUCCAGCAUUGCCAUUGUGACAAAGGGUUUGCUCCUCCUUAUUGCAAACCAGAAAAAAAUGCAUUUGGAAGUAAGGAUGAUGGGCAUAUAUAUGCUGAUGGUAAAAGUUCAUUGGCCCAAAGAUCUGCUUCUUCAAAACGCAGAAUUCAACUCAUUUUCUACAUUUCUUUACCUAUGUUUGUCAUUAUUGCUGCUGUUUUAAUAAAGCAGGAUAAAAUAAGAGAUCUAUGCUACAGAGGUGAAACCCGAAGUGAAAGGUCUGUGUCAGUAGAAGACAGCAUUAACAGCAAAUUAUCCUCAACUGUAAGCAACAGUCUCUAACAACUUUGGCCUGAAGAGAGGAUAAAUCCAAAUAAAUCAUCAGAAACUGGCCUAAACCAAGAAGAGA
Messenger RNA from Myotis brandtii (Brandt's bat), 1351 nucleotides. Its product is annotated as disintegrin and metalloproteinase domain-containing protein 5-like. The transcript is spliced from 11 exons. Gene Ontology annotation, biological process: proteolysis; cell adhesion; binding of sperm to zona pellucida. Gene Ontology annotation, cellular component: plasma membrane. The record is from RefSeq and is a predicted model, not a curated record. NCBI's taxonomy places the organism in Eukaryota, Metazoa, Chordata, Mammalia, Chiroptera, Vespertilionidae. The coding region runs from base 55 to 1284 and encodes 409 amino acids. Gene Ontology annotation, molecular function: metalloendopeptidase activity.